This is a messenger RNA of Malaclemys terrapin pileata, 5167 nucleotides long. RefSeq names its product signal peptide, CUB domain and EGF like domain containing 3 (gene SCUBE3). The record is from RefSeq and is a predicted model, not a curated record. Lineage: Eukaryota; Metazoa; Chordata; Testudines; Emydidae. Gene Ontology annotation, biological process: signal transduction. Gene Ontology annotation, molecular function: calcium ion binding. Bases 324 to 3329 code for a protein of 1001 amino acids. Gene Ontology annotation, cellular component: cell surface. The transcript has 23 exons.
UGGAAUUGGCUGGGAUUAUUUAAAAAAAAAAUCAGAGGCAGCAGCCGGGAGAGCGAUCAAGUCCACUUUCUUCAAACUGCCCUGGGUCUCCUUCUCUCACUCGCUUCUCUUUAGAAUCAAGAGCCUCAAACUGAACCCAGAGCAGCGUUUUCCAUCAGUUCAGUUCCCUUCCCUCCCCCAGUCUCUCUCACAGCCAGAAAAGAGCUCCUUACCCCCACCCCUUUUUUUCUCCUUUCUUGCAUGUUUAGGUUGUUGUUGAAAAGCAUCAGAAAAUUCCCUCCCAGCAACCAUCCCCUAUCCUCCACACACACACACAGACUGCAAUGGGGGCUUUGCAGAUUGCUGGAUUUUGCAUUCUCUUCUUUCUCCUCCACUCUGGAAACACGUUGGCAAAUAAAGCCAGCCAAGAUGUUGACGAAUGCGUCGAGGGGACUGACAACUGCCACAUUGAUGCCCUCUGCCAGAACACCCCCAAAUCCUACAAGUGCAUCUGCAAGUCCGGAUACUCCGGGGACGGGAAGCAUUGCAAAGACGUCGAUGAGUGCGAGCGGGACGACAACGCUGGCUGCGUCCACGACUGUGUCAACAUCCCGGGGAAUUAUCGCUGCACCUGCUACGACGGCUUCCGCCUGGCGCACGAUGGCCACAACUGCCUAGAUCUGGAUGAGUGCUCGGAGGGGAACGGCGGCUGCCAACAGACCUGCGUCAACAUGAUGGGGAGCUACGAAUGCCACUGCCGGGACGGCUUCUUCCUGAGUGACAACCAGCACACCUGUAUCCAGCGCCCGGAAGAAGGAAUGAACUGCAUGAACAAGAACCACGGCUGUGCCCACAUCUGCCGGGAGACCCCCAAGGGGGGCAUCGCCUGCGAGUGCCGUCCGGGCUUUGAGCUCACCAAGAACCAGCGGGACUGCAAAUUGACCUGCAACUAUGGAAAUGGAGGAUGCCAACACACGUGUGACGAUACAGACCAAGGGCCCAAGUGUGGCUGCCAUGUGAAGUUUGUGCUGCACACUGAUGGGAAAACGUGCAUAGGGGAGAGGCACCUCCAGCAACACGUUACCCCCCAGACGUUUUCUAAUGAGACCUGCGCCGUGAACAAUGGGGGCUGUGACAGCAAGUGCCAUGACGCAGCCACGGGUGUGCACUGCAGCUGCCCAAUGGGCUUCAUGCUGCAGCCAGACAGGAAAACUUGCAAAGAUAUUGACGAGUGCCGGCUGAACAAUGGCGGCUGCGACCACAUCUGCAGGAACACGGUGGGCAGCUUCGAGUGCAGCUGUAAGAAAGGCUACAAGUUGCUGAUCAACGAAAGGACCUGCCAAGAUAUUGACGAGUGCUCCUUCGACAGGACCUGUGACCACGUCUGUGUCAACAUCCCGGGGAGCUUCCAGUGCCUGUGUCACAAGGGCUACACGCUGUACGGGCUCACCCACUGUGGAGACAUUGAUGAAUGCAGCAUCAACCGAGGAGGCUGCAAAUUCGGCUGCGUAAACGCCCCUGGCAGCUACGAGUGUACCUGUCCAGCCAGCUGCAAACUGCACUGGAACAAAAAGGACUGCAUAGAGCUGGUGAAAUGCCUGACGGGCCCCAUCUCUCACCGGGCCAUGCUCACCUGCAACAAGAACGGCAAGAAGGACAGUUGCUCCCUCACCUGCAUCUCCAAGGCCCGCUUCCUGCCAGAGUCCGACAGCAGCUACACGGUGAGCUGUGGGACGCCCAUCCUGCACCAGGGGGCCCAGCAGAGGCCUGGCAACAGCAGCCAUCACUGCGUGGAGACUGUCGCUGCUCCAAUCAAACAAAAGGCUUCCUUCAAGAUCAAGGACGCCAAGUGCCACCUGCACCCGCGCGUGAAGGGGAAGCAGGAUGAGUCGGGGAAGCACGCAGCGCCAGGCGGGGCAGCCCCCUGCUCAGAUUGCCAGGUGACCUUCGUGAACCUCAAGUGCGACUCAUCAAAGAAGGGCAAAGGCCGGCGGGCCCGCAACUCCCCCAACAAGGAGGUGACACGCAUCACCCUGGAGUUUGAGGCAGAAAUCAAACCGGAAGAGGUCACAGCCAGCUGCAAUAUUAACUGCCUGCGGCAGAGGGUGGAGAAGAAGCUGAAGUCUGCAAUCAAGGCCCUGAAGAAGUCCAUAAACCAGGAGCGAUUCCUGAUCCGCUUCGCGGGCAUGGAUUACGAGGUGGCGCGGAAGCUGAGCAUGUCCCCGGAGAGGCAGGAGAGCUGCGGGCCGGGGCAGCAAAGGCUAGGAUCCAAGUGUGUUAGCUGCCUGCAGGGAAUGUAUUACCACGGUCAGAUGGAGCAGUGUGUCCCUUGCCCCCCAGGGACCUACCAGGAGAAAGAAGGCCAGCUCUCUUGUGACCUUUGCCCUGGAAGCGAUGCGUAUGGCCCGGCCAGAGCAACAAACAUAACCACCUGUGCAGGUCAGUGUCCCCCCGGCCAUCACUCAGUGGACGGCUUCAUACCCUGCCAGCCGUGUCCCCGGGGCACCUACCAGCCUGAAGCUGGGCGAGCUCUGUGCUUCCCUUGCGGUGGGGGGCUGACCACCAAACACGAGGGAGCCUUCUCCUUCCAGGACUGCGAUACCAAAGUUCAGUGCUCCCCGGGUCAUUACUACAAUACCAGCGUCCACCGCUGCAUCCGCUGUGCCGUGGGCACCUACCAGCCAGACUUCCGCCAGAAUUACUGCAUCACCUGUCCCGGCAACACCACCACGGAUUUCGACGGCUCCACGUCCGUGUCCCAGUGUAAAAACCGCCAGUGCGGAGGGGAGCUGGGUGAAUACACUGGCUACAUCGAGUCUCCCAACUACCCCGGCAACUAUCCCGCCAACAUCGAGUGCACCUGGAACAUCAACCCUCCCCCAAAACGCAAGAUCCUCAUCGUGGUCCCGGAGAUCUUCCUACCAUCCGAGGACGAGUGCGGGGAUGUCUUGGUCAUGCGGAAAAACUCCUCCCCCUCCUCCAUCACAACCUAUGAGACGUGCCAGACGUACGAGAGGCCCAUAGCCUUCACCGCCAGGUCCCGCAAGCUGUGGAUCAACUUCAAAACCAGCGAGGCCAACAGCGCCAGGGGCUUCCAGAUCCCCUACGUCACCUACGACGAGGAUUAUGAACAGUUGGUGGAGGAUAUUGUCCGGGAUGGCAGGCUGUACGCCUCUGAAAACCAUCAGGAAAUAUUAAAGGACAAGAAGCUGAUGAAGGCUUUCUUCGACGUGCUGGCUCAUCCACAGAACUACUUCAAGUACACAGAGAAACACAAGGAGAUGUUACCGCGCUCGUUCAUCAAACUCCUCCGCUCCAAAGUCUCCAGCUUCCUCAGGCCUUACAAAUAGCCCCCAGGCAUUUCCACCCGCCCCGUGGGCCGCCCUCCAGCCAAGGAAACUUUCUUUUGCUCUUAUUUGAUGGUUUUUGGGUUUUUUUUCCUAAACAGCUUUUUAAACAAACAGAAUCCCCAUCUCUCACUAUGCAGACGACUCUAAACAAUUUCUCCUUGGCUUUCUUCAAACUCAUCUCAGCGCUGACUUUGUCUCCAGCACGGGCGGUCUGUAAUCUCAAGGCAUCCCAUGCUCUGUUUUACUACGGAGGUGCAGCCCAUAACGAUUACCAGUCCCAGAUGGGGAUGCUCCUUCUCAGCCCAAGUGGCCUCUACAUGCCGAGGCAGCUGCGACCUGCUCUGUUUUAUGCAACUUAAGUGUAGCCACUCUGGUUGCCUUUGUGGCCCGUUGGAUAGCCCUUGAUUACUACACAUCUGCGUACAAAUCUGUCUCUGUUCCUAGGUGCCAUAAACACACCUACAGAGCCUGUACUCCUGGGAUAUAGUUUGGUAUUUUUGUUUCUGCUGUGGGGCUUUCUCCAGCUGCCAAAGCAAAGGAAAGUUGCUGCAGCCAGAAGGGGCUGUUUCUCAAAGAACUGAGCGCAAAGGAAGCCCUGAAUGUGGAAGGUAAUGCCUUAUUUAUCGCAGUGUUGUGGUUUAAAAAUAUAUAUAUAUCAACACAGCUUUGCAGGGGGGAUCGGGAAAAAAAUAUACUUUUUUGUUAAAAAAGAAUACUUAAAAAAAAAAAAAAAAAGACAACGCUGAAAAGCAUCACAGCAAAUGGCAGUUCCAGUGGGCGGAAGGGAGAUCUGCAUCUCUUCAGGGAGCUGGGUUGGUCUCUCUGCACUUGAAGACAGCAUGGCCAAGCCGCGUUCUUGUAGAACAAUGGAUGAAUGGGAGAAAAAAGGUAAUGAACGAGAAGCCUUUCAGAUGGAUUCAUUUUUUUUCCCCCAUGGACACUUGUGCCAAGAGACCAGACUCUCUUACAAGCUCUGCCAAAGAGUAACUCGUCGACAGAAAAGCAAGCGAUGUGAAGAGCAGGAGUAAAUGUUUGUGCACUAGGAUAUCGUCCUUUCUACCUUUUUCAUAUGUAUUAAGUGCAAUCAUUUGAGUCUUCUUUGUAUUAUUUAGAGGGAAGUUUUUUCUACUAGAAACUACAAUAUUUAUACCUGCCUGAGAAAUGAGAAUGUGUGUUUGUAACAAACAAAAACAAACCAAGGCUUCAAUUAACAGUGACCCAAACGUGAUGACGUUUUCAGACUUUGGAAUCUUUUCUUCUGAUAUUGGUCCCUAAUAAGGCAAAUCCACUUGAUGUUCCUUUUAUCAUUGACACUUUUAUUCCGUCCUCCCCCUUAAAUCAGUUGAAUCUUUCCCUGAUGACUGGAAAGCACAACAUCUUUUCCCAUCCACAGGUGUCUCCAGUGUGGUCACUUUGUGCUAGGUCUCCGCUAUUGGAUGCAGAGUUACCAGUUUACGCUUGGUUGCCGGUUACACUCCUUUGUUCUGCAGCAUGAAUUUCUAGAACCCAGAAUGCUAAAGAUUCUCAAACUUCUGUCAUUCGGGCUAACAGAUUCUCUCCGUUAGCUGCAGUAAUAUGGAGACUUAUCUUGUUGUCAGUAGGUCUCCAGGCAUGAACAGCGUGAUUCUCCUCUCGUUCACCACAGUGUAAAUCAGGAGUAACUCCACUGAAGUUAAUGGAGUUACAUCAUCAUAAAAACAGCAUGAGGGGAAGCAUGAGGCUCCAGCCAGGCUUCCCUUCACACUCAUCUCCUGUGUCUCAGUGAACUUCAGUUUGGUUUGUAAGCAGCCCCUGGGGCUGAUCUCACCAGCUUUAGCUGUAGUCUGCUUUAUACGAGU